Messenger RNA from Brassica rapa (field mustard), 3713 nucleotides. RefSeq names its product protein ODORANT1-like. The record is from RefSeq and is a predicted model, not a curated record. Lineage: Eukaryota; Viridiplantae; Streptophyta; Magnoliopsida; Brassicales; Brassicaceae.
UGCAAACGUAAAUCAUUAAUUUGUAAUAGACGUAUACACAUUAUUGAUGCUCAAAUCUAUUUUAUUUUUUAGUAUGCAUCCACUCAAAUAUUAAUCCAUUAACAAGAUGGAAUUUUAGUUGGACUAAAAUUGUAUUAAAAUUGGAAUAUCAAUUUCAUAAUAUAUUCACUAUUCAUCUGAACGUUCAUGAAUAUAUAUUACAAUACUCUAAAUAUAAUAAUAAAUCAAACCGGAUUACAUAUUGGGUCAUCUAUCAGUUCAACCGAUAACCAGAUCUCGGGUUUUAGCGGUUGUUACGGGUUUUAUAGAAUUUUAAAUAAGAGUUAAAAAAAAAACUAAAAUGGAUUACAUAUGAACCACAGAAUUUGGCAAUUUAAUUGCGGGUCGGGUCGGAUUUCAAGACAUUGAAUAUAAUUUUUCAUUUGUAAUAUCUAAGUGUAGAUACAAUUAAAAUACAAAUUUUUAUCAAAUAAAUUUGGAAUGUUUUGAAAAUAAUCCCGCGCUUUGAAAGCGCGGAUCAAAAUCUAGUAUUCAUUUAAAAGUUGGUCACAACUCUUAUUUUGGCAUACUAGUGAUACUACACAUGUUUCAUCAUUUUAUAACAGUAUUUCAAAAUAUUAUAUACUAGCAUAUCCUUUUUGUAGAAGAUUAUCUGAUAUUUUACAGUAUUUUUCCGUAUCUCUAGAUCUGUUCUAAUUUACCAUAUCAAAACUGGAUCAAACGAAUUAUAUGAUAUCCUAAAAACUAAACCAUGGACAAAUUCUUAUAUGAUCAAUAGGUAUUGCAAAUGAAUUUUGGAACAAUAAAUAGUCGAAUGAUCAAAUACAAAUAUUUUAACUAAAUAUAACUUUUAUAAAAACAUAAAAUAUUAAAUUUGGUUUUAAUUUAUUAAUAUCUUAUGGUAAUUUUGAGAAAUAAAACUUAUAUACAAUUACAAAUGCCACUAAAUUUAGUUCCUAAAAAUUCACUUGACUAUGCAUAAUUUGUCAACUAAUAUAAACUUCAUGGAUACUAAUUUUUUCUUUUUGGACAAAUGUGGUUACUAGUUUUAGCUAUUAAAAUUUAUGGUAAAUACAAAAUACAUUUAGAUUAAUUUAUUUGAUAUUGAACAAGUAUUCGUGUCCAAAUGUAUGAGUCGCACGUGUGAUUGCGUACAUAGGCACGCACCCUAUCCUUUCGUAUUAGUUCAGAAGUCAUUUUCACCAACCAAACGCAACAUCCCCAGGACUCUUUUCUCUGAGCCUCUGCGACAGAUUUAACAAAGUAAGACUAAAUAUAUUUCUUGACCUUAAUCAUUAUUUACUAGAUUAAUCUUGUUAAUAUAGGAAACUCAUUUUAGAUAAUUGACUCGCAGUUGAUCAAUUGUGUAUUUUAAAAUGAACACUACGAUAUAAAAUUUAAAUGAACAAUUGCCUACAUAUGUAUGAUAAUAUAUAAAAUCAUAGAUAAAAUAAGAUACAAAAGUUCCUCUCUAACUGUUGAACUUUCCCCAUCAUGAUACAUAUGUUAUAUAUGUACCUUAAAUAUUAUCUAUAUGUACAUAUGAAGCACAUGCAUGAUACUCUUAUUCAGACCCUUUUUUUUUGUUCAAACUAAACUUUCGUUAGAAAUUUAAAAUAGUUCAACUUCACAAGGAGAAUACAUCAAAGCCACUAGACUGAAACAUUGCUAAACAAAAGAUAAAUUGACGAUACACAUCGUAACAAUAGACCAUAAGAAAUCGAAUAACAAAGAUUUCAUAGUCUUCUUGAAUAACUGCAUACCGUAUAUACGUGCGAAGCACAUGCAUGAUACUUAUUUAGACCAUAUACUCCUUUAUUUUUUCUAUUAUUAACUACGAAGAAGUGUUUGAUCAAAAAAAAAAAAACUAUGAAGAAGUGAAGAAUGGUAUAUAUAUACGAUACGUUACAUCAUAAAUUCUAAACAGAUUCCAAUUCUUUUUCUUUCUUUUUUUUUCUGAAAAAGAGACGGUAAUAAAUAUUUUGGUGGUUCUUUUUAGUGACUAUAAAGAAAUAUCAAGACAACAUCAUCGCUUGUAUAAAGAAACCUUUGCUUACUUUCCAUUUUUAACAUGCAUAUAUUAUAUAUUGAUAUGUUAAUAUAUUGAUUUUCGACUAUCACGUGUGAUUUUCAAACCACUAAUAUAUAUAUAUAUAUACUGUAUAUGCAAUCAAAAAUAAAUUUAAUCAUUCAUUUUUACGUGUUUUAACAUAGUAUAAUUCCUUUUAACAAAUUAUACGUUAUUUUGCAUGCUAGGGUAUAUAAAUCACGCACCCCCAAAACUUCCAAUGUGAACCUGGCUAACGCACCAUAUUUUUAACAUCAUUUUAAUGUUUCUAACCACAUCUCUUAUAUUUUCUAAAGUUGUUUUUGUCAUGAUGACACUAAUUUUUUUGUUAUGUUCUAGAAUUAAUAGGGUUAAUGAAAACCCUUAUAUAUGCAAAUGCAAAGUUAUUAAUUUAUUUAUUAACAAUUUUGGGAAAAUGUGUGGUUAUAAGGUUAAUUAUAUAUAGGUGGGUGAGCUUUGGUAAGCUUUUGACAUAUCUUGCAAGAGAUUUUCCAUCCUCAAUACCUUUAAUCUUCGCACCUCUCUUCCCUCUCCCAACUCUCUAUUACUUCACAAUCCCUUCGAACAUAUAUGCAAUCAAACAUAUUUAUACGCAAUAAUAUUUAAUGGGGAGGCAGCCAUGCUGUGACAAGUUAGAGGUGAAGAAAGGGCCAUGGACAACGGAGGAAGACAAGAAGCUCAUAAACUUCAUACUCACCAACGGCCAUUGUUGCUGGCGUGCUUUGCCAAAGCUGGCCGGUCUCCGCCGCUGUGGGAAAAGCUGCCGCCUCCGGUGGACCAACUACCUCCGGCCUGACUUGAAGAGAGGCCUUCUCUCUCACGAUGAGGAACAACUUGUCAUCGAUCUACAUGCUCAUCUCGGCAACAAGUGGUCUAAGAUAGCUUCAAGGUUACCCGGAAGAACAGAUAACGAAAUAAAAAACCAUUGGAAUACUCACAUCAAGAAAAAACUUGUUAAGAUGGGAAUCGACCCUGUGACUCAUCAACCUCUCAACCAAGAACCUAAUAACACUGAUAAUCCCAAUAGUAGUUCUUCAACUUCAGAUAAUAUCUUAAUGGAACCAAAGAGCAGAAGCCCCAAAAACGUACAGACUAAUAGCACGACUACAGAAGACGAAAGCAGCAGCACUGCUACUGGUCAAAACAGUUCCAUUAACAAUGAAAAUCAACUACUUAGUAACAUUACUAACGAUGAAGAAUUGUUUAGUUACUUAUGGUCGGACGACACUGCUAAAGCUGAUGCUUCGAGGAGUUGUAGUAAUUAUUAUGGUGUUGGUGGAACAUUAUAUAAUGAAGAUAAUAUUCCCGGCGCCAGAGCAGACUUUCCGAUUUGGUCACCGGAAAGGGUCGGCGGCAAGGAUUUGAUGUUUCUUGAUUACUGCCAAGACUUUGGUGUUCAUGAUUUUGGGUUUUGACUCUUCACCGUGACAUAUUGAAACUCUUACGGAUGAGAACAACCCACAAGCAUUAAUCAUGUUCAUAUAAAUAUAUGUACAUUAUAUGUAUAUAUACACGCAGAGGCGGACCUAUGUUAGUCAAAGGGGUGUCAGGUGACACACCUUUUAUUUAAAAAAAAAAAUUAAUAUAUAUGCACAUUCUGUAAUAUUGAAUGAUUGAACCACGUUUAAUAUAAUUUUGACACACC